This is a messenger RNA of Myotis myotis, 1679 nucleotides long. It is a transcript of the gene ASF1B, whose product is annotated as anti-silencing function 1B histone chaperone. Gene Ontology annotation, molecular function: histone binding. Gene Ontology annotation, biological process: DNA replication-dependent chromatin assembly. The coding region runs from base 134 to 742 and encodes 202 amino acids. NCBI's taxonomy places the organism in Eukaryota, Metazoa, Chordata, Mammalia, Chiroptera, Vespertilionidae. Gene Ontology annotation, cellular component: nucleus. The transcript has 4 exons. The record is from RefSeq and is a predicted model, not a curated record.
GGAGAGUAUACGCACUUCAGUCUACGGACCGAGUCGGCGGGAGGCUCUGUGGGCAACGCUGUCCCGCUGAUUCUACAGGAUCCAGGCGUGGGCUCGGACCCAGCCUCGGCUUCAGUCGCGGCCCGGCGAGGCGAUGGCCAAGGUAUCGGUGCUGAACGUGGCGGUGCUGGAGAAUCCGAGCCCUUUCCACAGCCCUUUCCGGUUCGAGAUCAGCUUCGAGUGCAAUGAGGCUCUGGCGGACGACCUAGAGUGGAAGAUAAUUUAUGUUGGCUCAGCUGAGAGUGAGGAGUUUGAUCAAAUCCUAGACUCAGUGCUGGUCGGCCCUAUCCCAGCAGGGAGACACAUGUUCGUCUUUCAGGCCGAUGCUCCCAACCCAUCCCUCAUCCCUGAGAGCGACGCCAUUGGUGUGACCGUGGUCCUCAUCACCUGCACCUAUCAUGGGCAGGAGUUCAUCCGUGUGGGCUACUACGUCAACAAUGAGUACCCCGACCCAGAGUUGCGGGAGAACCCACCCCCAAAGCCAGACUUCUCUCAGCUCCAACGGAACAUCUUGGCCUCGAAUCCCCGAGUGACCCGUUUCCACAUCAACUGGGACAACAACACGGACAGGCUGGAGGCCAUAGAGAACCAGGACCCUGCCCUAAGCUGCAGCCUCCCCAUCAGCUGUACCCCUGUCAAGGGCUUGGGGCUCCCUGGCUGCAUCCCUGGCCUCCUCCCCGAGAACUCCAUGGACUGCAUCUAACUGAGGUCUUAACUGGGGGACUCCAGGCCCUACCUGGGGCUUGCUAGGACUAUGGCCAGUCUCCCAACACAUCUGGAGUGGGCAGUUAGGCCUCCCAGAGAGUCCUCUGGGGGCCACCUGGAAGACUUUGGGGCCAUCAACUAUAUUCAGCCCUAUCACAUUGAUCUCUGAGGAAAGAAUGGGCCUCAGGUCUCUCCCAACCUCAGCCCAGAAAGAUUCUCUCACCUUUACUGCCCUGGCCUAUAAAAAGCAGGUGCUUUAGUUCUUAAUUCUCUCUAACUUGUGUCCUUUCUCUCUUUCACACAUAAGCCAUUGUGUCACCAGACUCCCAUGUAAGUACCAUUGACCCAGACCUCUUCCCACAGACCUCCCUGGCCUUCCUUGAGGCUUUCUUGGUCAAUGGUUCCAGCCCUGUUGGACCAAAGGCUCUGUCAUUUCCCUUCCCAAACAUUUGAGUAGAUCCACCCAGCUUUCUGGAGUCAAGGAAUCUGAGUUAGAAGGUAGACUUGGACACAAUUUCUGUCCUUUUCCCAGAAAAAUUUUUAGGUCUUUUCAAUCCAGCAGCCCCUGGAAAACUCUGUUCGCAAAAGUGUGAUCAGCUGGAUGCUGAGGAAUAAUGGUUGAUUCUCCUCUCAGUCGCAACCACCUUCUUGUUACCUCCUAACUGGACCUGGAUUUCCCUGGAGGCUGCCACUGUUGGAGCAGCCGCUGACCAGGCUUUGUUUUGGCAUCAGGACCUCUGGCUGCCUUUGCCCUCUGCUAAGACCUUAUGCUCUCACAGGCUACGGAGUGAUUGCAGGCAUGGGAAACAGUAGGGACCCUGAAAACCACCUUCCUUAGCCAUGUUCCCCAUCUCUUCGCUGCUACGUGGAUGCUGUUGAUUACAGUUUGUAUAUUAAAAGGUUUUUGUAUUAAAUAUUUUUGGUUGAUCUAAAAA